Haplochromis burtoni (Burton's mouthbrooder) is the source of this 351-nucleotide messenger RNA. RefSeq names its product cAMP-regulated phosphoprotein 19a (gene arpp19a). The record is from RefSeq and is a predicted model, not a curated record. Gene Ontology annotation, molecular function: protein phosphatase inhibitor activity. Gene Ontology annotation, cellular component: cytoplasm. The transcript is spliced from 3 exons. Bases 1 to 351 code for a protein of 116 amino acids. NCBI's taxonomy places the organism in Eukaryota, Metazoa, Chordata, Actinopteri, Cichliformes, Cichlidae.
AUGUCGGGGGAUAACGAAGAGACUCAGACAGCUGAGGAGACGCCGGUGGAAGAGAAGGAGGUUCAGGAAAAGACGAUCAGCCCCGAGAAGGCAGAAGAGGCUAAACUGAAAGCAAGAUAUCCAAAUUUGGGAAAUAAACCCGGAGGGUCGGAUUUACUUCGGAAACGCCUUCAGAAAGGGCAAAAGUACUUUGACUCUGGUGACUACAACAUGGCAAAAGCGAAGAUAAAGAACAAACAGCUGCCAACAGCUGCACCAGAGAAGACCGAGAUCACAGGGGACCACAUCCCCACCCCCCAGGACCUGCCCCAGAGGAAACCCUCUCUUGUGGCCAGUAAACUGGCAGGCUGA